Messenger RNA from Filobasidium floriforme, 3175 nucleotides. Its product is annotated as putative transcriptional activator Gcn5. The record is from RefSeq and is a predicted model, not a curated record. Gene Ontology annotation, biological process: chromatin remodeling; positive regulation of transcription by RNA polymerase II. Bases 232 to 2679 code for a protein of 815 amino acids. Gene Ontology annotation, molecular function: protein binding; histone H3 acetyltransferase activity. The transcript is spliced from 10 exons. NCBI's taxonomy places the organism in Eukaryota, Fungi, Basidiomycota, Tremellomycetes, Filobasidiales, Filobasidiaceae. Gene Ontology annotation, cellular component: histone acetyltransferase complex.
GCUUUUACUAGCCAACAACAUAGCACUUCACACUCUCCAUCAGCAUCUCUAGACGUAGUCCUCCGCCCUAGCUGUCGAACGAUACCGGAUUCGAGAGAUCCCGGCGGGUCAUCGCGAUCGUCGAUCAGCAGACAAGCUAGACAAGUAAACAAACAGACCGAGUCCGGACCUCCUGCUAUAGCACUCUAGCUCGUCUCGGGCGGCAGGAUAUACCUUGCAACGAUAUAGGACAUGGGCGAGCCAUCUACGCCGUCAGCAGCUUCCUCUUCCGGUAUCCUCACACCUCCUCCGCCCGGCAGCCCUGAUCAAUGGAUAGACCACAACCAGAGCCGUCGGUCUUCGACGUUGAGUGCCGACCCUUCCCACAUCCCGCUCUCAGGGUCGGCUCGACAUACGGACUCGUCAUUGAGAUCACCGACUCCUCGUAGUAAAGGAGGAUCCAGCGGGUCUUUACCUACAGGAUACAUCUAUCCACUAGCUGUCGAGGAUGUGACCGUCUUGACCCCGGAAGUUCAGGACUUUAAGCUCGCGCGAUUUCUCCCGUGCCGGACGGAAGACUGUGAUUGUACGGGUCUGAGACCACCAGAAGGAGCUCAGAUCCGUCUGCAAGUGAAAAAGAACAAGGGCAAGGAGAAGGAGAUCGACUUUAAGCCUAUCCUGUGGGAUAUCUGCGGGCAAUGCGGACAUGGUUGGAGAUCAGACGACGAGCCAGAUGGAGGACACACGUUGAGCGAGGAUAUCGGCGAGGACGAGCAGCAACGACGGCGGAGGGUAGCUGGACGGAUAGAGGAACUUUAUAAUGACAAGCAAAAGCUAUUAGAUUUCGAUUACAGCGAUCCAGAUAUAGAUGGGCUACGGCCACAACUGGACAGCUUCACCGCUGUGGGUUCGAAACGCCCAGGUAAAUCUACGGCCCGGGAAGACUCGCCCGCUUCCAGCCCGGGUACACCUCUUCAAGCCGCGUUAAUGAACUCGCCAAGGCCAAGUAGGAAGCGACGACGGACAGGUUCAGAAUCUGCAGAGCAAUCUGGCUCAGAGGACGGAACGGACAAGCGAAAAGAGCAGGGCUCAAAGGCAGACAAUGAGGAUGAACCAAUGGCGAGUUCUUCAGAAGACGACGAACCACUAGCCAAGAUGGCCAAGACGAAUCACGUCAACGGGAUUGCCAGUUCGAGAUCUGUACCAGGUCCAGGACAAGGAGGACGAAGUUUGGCAGGAAAAGGUGCAGGGAAGGGCAAGGGGAAACAGCGAGAACCCAUAUCCGUCGUGCGGAAGGAAGGAGACGACAUGGUCGUAGAUGACGAGGGAAGGCCAAUACACAAAGCGGGUCUGAGUGUAGGGCAUGCGGAAGACGAGGCCCUCGUCAAGAAAAGUGCGGAAAAGGAGAUGCCCUCGAAAGCUCAAGAGGUCGCCGCGAAACAAGUGGAAGAAGCGGCGGACGUCGUUAAUCGUCUGACCCAGGGGGUGACGGUCGAUGUCGAUCAAGAGAUGCGAACCACAGGACUGGCCGAAGACGUCGACGUGGAGGAGAUUGAGGACUGGGGGGAUCUCGACGUCGACCCAUUACCUGCCAAAUCUGCCGCCGAGGAGUUCGAGCAAGACGUCAUCCGCUUGCCGGUGGUCUCGUCGGUCGAGCCGUCACCGGUGUCCUCGAUCGUCCUCAUUGGCCUCAAAAACCUCUUUCAGAAACAGCUCCCCAAAAUGCCACGGGAAUACAUCACCAGGCUAGUCCUCGACAACAAUCACUACUCUAUGGCAAUCGUCAAGCGAGGUUGGCGAGUUGUCGGAGGCAUCUGCUAUCGACCCUUUGAAAGUCGAGGUUUCGCAGAAAUCGUCUUUUGUGCAGUAGAUUCCACAGAGCAGAUUCGGGGUUAUGGAUCUUUCAUGAUGACCGCCGUGAAAGAUUACAUACGGAAAGCCCAUCCCACGAUCCACCAUUUCUUGACGUACGCCGAUAACUAUGCUAUCGGAUACUUCAAGAAGCAAGGUUUCAGUAAGGAGAUUACCUUUCCAAGGGAGAGAUGGGUUGGCUACAUCAAGGACUAUGAUUCUGCGAACCUGAUGCAGUGCAAGAUGAUCCCCAAGGUCAACUACCUCGAGUCGCACCAAGUCUUGCAUCGGCAAAAGGCGGCCGUUUUGGCAAAAAUCCGGACGAUUUCUCGAUCACAUGUGGUCCGGGCGGGUCUGAGCAUAUUCAAGGACCGCAAGCCUGGCGAGGUGAUCAAAUUGUCCAAGGACCGGAUACCAGGCUUGGCGGAGAGUGGAUGGGAUCCAGAGAUGGAUGAAAUUAUCCGACAACCGGUUCGGAACCGUUAUCACGUCCUGCUUCGUCAGAUCCUGGAUGAUAUGCAGAGCGAGACCGCGGCUUGGCCGUUCCUGAAUCCUGUCAAUGGGGAAUUGAUCAAAGAUUACUAUCAGACGAUCAAGGAGCCGAUGGACCUACAAACCAUGGAGUACAAGCUCGAACACAACCACUACAAUGAUCUAGAAGAGUUCACACGCGACGCGAAAUUGAUAUUCGCGAAUUGUCGGCAAUAUAAUGGGACGAGCGAAAAGGACAAUCAAUACACAAAGGCGGCGAAUAUCCUUGAAAAGGCGAUGGAUAAGAUCAUUGCGAGACGCACGAAAGCCCUCGGGGUAGGGGCAGAUCAGUUGAAUGAUAAGAACAAGAAGGGAUGAGGAGAUUCAUUGGUGGCGAGAAGGUAGACAGGACAGCACGCCAGUUCUGUGCCUCGAGGUCGGGUUGUAUAAUGCACACAUGCACAGCAUACGAGCUCAGGAUGAGCGCAACAGCCUUUCGGAACGGAAUCAAGCGUGAGGGUUGGAUACAUCCACGGCGUUGAGAAUGAGGACGCAAUAACAUCGCACCAAGCCUGACAAGCACACGUAUUGUGUGGUCUGACUUGCAGCAUAAUGCAGACAACUUAUUCCAGUGACGCCCUUCUGCGAGAGGCGCAAUUGUGAGAUCUUCUUAAAUGGGGUUCCAGCGUCAUCACAUCAUACGAGCUCAUUUGGCAUAUCACUACAAGUCUAGUCGGAUAUGACAAGUUCAACGUUCGUUUAGCGACCUGAUACCCGCGUGAGAGAUAUCCAGUGACUGGUCAGCACUGCCAGGAACAACCAGCAUCAGCAGAUGAAGGUGUACAUGCGUUCCCGGGUUGAUCUGCGCGGCAUA